AUUCUACCUUUAUAAUGUCGCGGGAAGUACGAAAUAAUGAUAACACCAACCUCACACUUACAAUAUUAUUAUGUGGACGUCGAUAAUUGUUGGCGCUACUUUGGUAGCUCAAGUUUUCUGCGCAUGUUCCAAUGGUUGGAUCGCCCAUCAAUCAAGUUGUUAUAAAUUUGCAACGGACAUAGAAAACUGGUCAGCCGCCAGGCAAUUAUGUAAGUGGCACUCGAGCGACCUGAUGGCUAUAGAGACAGAGAGUGAACAGCGCUGGUUCCAUACGCAAGCAUUAACAUUCAACCACACGGAUGGUGACCAGGGAUUUUGGAUCAGCGGGAGUGACUGGAAUCAAGAUAAGCAUUGGAUCUGGGAGAGCACUGGUGCAGCGUUGACCUAUCAGACAUGGGGCUUCCAGCAGCCAAACUACAGGAACGGGAGUGAACACUGUCUGGCGGCCCUUAAGGUCUUUGACUACAAAUGGAGCGACGAGUUUUGCGACUGGGAUCGUCUCCAGUAUGUCUGUGAAAAGAGCAGUACCUCUGGCGGUGCCAUUGUUGGUUGACAUUUUGGAUGUUUCAUGAAUAAAAUUAAAUAUUUA
Messenger RNA from Mya arenaria, 589 nucleotides. RefSeq names its product perlucin-like protein. The record is from RefSeq and is a predicted model, not a curated record. Lineage: Eukaryota; Metazoa; Mollusca; Bivalvia; Myida; Myidae. Gene Ontology annotation, molecular function: signaling receptor activity. The transcript is spliced from 6 exons. Bases 71 to 553 code for a protein of 160 amino acids.